Messenger RNA from Salvelinus fontinalis (brook trout), 3430 nucleotides. RefSeq names its product C-C chemokine receptor type 5-like. NCBI's taxonomy places the organism in Eukaryota, Metazoa, Chordata, Actinopteri, Salmoniformes, Salmonidae. The transcript has 2 exons. The record is from RefSeq and is a predicted model, not a curated record. Gene Ontology annotation, cellular component: membrane. Gene Ontology annotation, molecular function: chemokine receptor activity. Bases 56 to 1126 code for a protein of 356 amino acids. Gene Ontology annotation, biological process: G protein-coupled receptor signaling pathway; immune response; chemotaxis.
CACACCUUCAAGAGACUCCGAGAAGAAACACCAAAGAGCUAAUGGAUCAUUAAUCAUGCCUGACAAGGAAAUGGAGCAAACAACAGAAUACAACUAUUCCUCCUACUACGAUGAUACAGAAGGGUUAUAUAUAUCAGAGCCCUGCAACAAUGCCAAUGUGAAGGAGUUUGGACGGGUGUUUCUGCCUACACUCUACAGCCUGGUCUUCAUCGUGGGCUUCAUCGGUAACGGCCUGGUUGUCUGUGUCCUGGUGAAGUUUAGGAGUAUCAGAAGCAUGACAGACCUCUGUCUCUUCAACCUGGCUCUGUCUGACCUUUUCUUCAUCAUCUCCCUGCCUUUCUGGUCCCACUACGCCACCGCAGCCGAGUGGCUCCUGGGGGACUUUAUGUGCCGACUGGUAACCGGACUGUACAUGCUGGGGUUUUAUGGCAGCAUCUUCUUCAUGGUGAUCUUGACAGUGGAUUGCUAUGUGGUCAUAGUCCACGCUCACAAAAUGCCCAGGUUCAGAUCAGUCAGAGUAGGGGUCACUCUGUCUCUGUUCAUGUGGGCUCUCAGUCUCUGUGCCUCUCUGCCUACAAUCAUCUUCACAAAAGUAAAUAAUGAGUCCGGGCUUACAACAUGUAAACCAGAGUAUCCAGAGGGUAGCAUGUGGCGCCAGGUUUCUUAUUUAGAGAUGAAUGUCUUGGGUCUACUUCUCCCGCUCUCCGUCAUGGUGAUCUGCUAUUCCAGAAUCGUUCCGAUGUUAGUCAAUAUCAAAACCACCAAAAAGCACAAAGCCAUCAAACUGAUAAUCAUCAUAGUAGUGGUCUUUUUCUGCUUUUGGACCCCAUACAAUGUGGUCAUUCUCCUGCGUUAUCUGGAGACCCAGAGCUAUUUUGGGGACUGUACAACUCACACAAACAUAGAUCUGGCAAUGCAGUGGACAGAGGUGCUGGCGUUCACACACUGUUGUUUGAAUCCGAUCAUCUAUGCCUUUGCAGGGCAGAAAUUCAUGAGUCUUGUCCUGAAGUUACUAAGAAAAUGGAUGCCAAUGUGCUUUGCCAGGCCUCAUGUUAGUGGGUUGUCUGAACGAAAUAUCUCAGUCUAUUCCAGGUCUUCUGAAAUAUCAUCUACAAAACUGCUGUAGUUUGACUUGUAUGCAGACACAAUUCGAAUAUAAAAACUCUGAGAAGGGAAAAGACAGUAAAAGAUGUAAGGAAAAGGGGGAUUUCUUUGAAAGUGUGGCACUCAGCAUAGAUUCACAGCUAGGGUUGCUAACAGUAGAUACUGUAGAUAUCAGUUGCUCUUUUGUAUCUUAACAUGCUCCAAUUCCUUUGUUGAUAGAUCCCUUUAAAGAGUGUUAGUUGUGUCCUCGUGGUAUUGUGUGAAGUGCGAAAAAGGUAAAGAAAUUGACAUUAUGUACAGUGCAUUCGAAAAGUAUUCAGACCCCUUCCCUUUUUCCAAAUGUUGUUACGUUACAGCCUUAUUCUAAAAUUGAUUAAGUUAAAUGUUUUUAACAUCAACACCUCAUCAAUCUACACACAAAACCCAAUAACGACGAUGUGAAAAUAGGUAUUUCGACAUUUUUGCUAAUUUAUUAAAAAUAAAAGCAGAAAUACCUUAUUUACACAAGUAUUCAGAACCUUUGCUAUGAAACUUGAAAUUGAGCUCAGGUGCAUCCUGUUUCCAUUGAUCAUCCUUGAGAUGUUUCUACAACUUGAUUGGAGUCCACCUGUGGUAAAUUCAAUUGAUACGACAUGAUUUGGAAAGGCACAAACCUGUCUCUGUAAGAUCCCACAGUGCAUGUCAGAGCAAAAACCAAGCCAUGAGGUUGGACAGGAUUGUGUCGAGGCAGAGAUCUGGAACAUUUCUGCAGCAUUGAAGAACUUUGGAAACACCAAGACUCUUCCUAGAGAUGGCCGCCUGGCCAAACUGAGCAAUCGAGGGAGAAGGGCCUUGGUCAGAGAGGUGACCAAGAACCUGAUGGUCACUCUGACAGAGCUCCAGAGUUCCUCUGUGGAGAUGGAAGAAACUUCCAGAAGGACAACCAUCUCUGCAGCACUAAACCAAUCAGGCCUUUAUAGUAGAGUGGCCAAAUGGAAGCCACUCCUCAGUAAAAUGCACAUGACAGUUUUCCACUUGGAGUUUUCCAAAAGGCACCUAAAGGACUCUCAGUCCAUGGGAAACAAGAUUCUCUGGUCUGAUGAAACCAAGAUUGAACUCUUUGGCCUGAAUGCCAAGCGUCACGUCUGGAGGAAACCUGGCACCAUCCCUACGGUGAAGCAUGGUGGUGGCGGUAUCAUGCUGUGGGGAUGUGCUGUGUGCUGUGGGGAUGUUUUUCAGCGGCAGGGACUGGGAGACUAGUCAGGAUCGAGGGAAAGAUCAACGGAGUACAGAGAGAUCCUUAAUGAAAACCAUCUCCAGAGUGCUCAGGACCUCAUACUGAGGUGAAGGUUCACCUUCCAACAGGACAACAACCCUAAGCACACAGCCAAGAAAAUGCUGGAGUGGCUUCAGGAAAAGUUUCUGAAUGUCCCUGAGUGACCCAGCCAGCGCCCGGACUUGAACCCGAUCUAACAUCUCUGGAGAGACCUGAAAAUAGCUGUGCAGCAACGCUCCCUAUCCAACCUGACAGAGUUUGAGAGGAUCUGCAGAGAAGAAUGGGAGAAACUCCCCAAAUACAGGUGUGCCAAGCAUCAUACCCAAGAAGACUCAAGGCUGUAAUCGCUGCCAAAGGUGCUUCAACAAAGUACUGAGUAAAGGGUCUGAAUACUUAUGUAAAUGUGAUAUUUCCGUUUUGUUUUUUUCAAUUUGCAAUAAAAAACAGUUUUUACUUUUUCAUUAUGCGGUAUUGUGUGUAGAUUGAUGAGGGGAAAACUAUUGAAUCAAUUUUAGAAGAAGGCUGUAAUGUAACAAAACGUGGAAAAAGUCAAGGUGUCUGAAUACUUUCCGAAUGCGCUGUACAUAUAGUUAUAUUUGUUAACGGGGUCCCGUGUAGCUCAGUUGGUAGAGCAUGGCGCUUGCAACGCCAGGAUUGUGGGUUCGAUUCCCACGGGGGGGCCAGUACAAAAAAAAGUAUGAAUGUAUGCACUUGUAAGUCGCUCUGGAUAAGAGCGUCUGCUAAAUGACUUAAAUGUAAAUGUAAAUGUUAAAAAAUGUCAAGAUUGAUUCACCUUUUUUCUUCCAUUUUUGAGUUUGUAUGUUAUAGCUUUUUUCUUCUAAGAAUGUGACAGAAACCUGACUGGGGCAUUUGCUUUUUAACAAGCUAACCACAAAGCUAUGCUGUGUUUUUUUGAGGGGGACUAAUAAAUGUCACAACACUGCUGUCUGUUUAAAAAAAAUCACAAAUAAAAAAGCUGAGACUGCUGUUUUAUAAAUAGACAACACACUAGGAUGUGGCAUGAAACUUAUAUACAUGACUGUCUAGGAUUUGUGAUUACCUUGUCUUAAU